CAAGUAAACAUAAAUAGUAAUUUUAUUUGUCCUUUGUAAUGUUAAAAUGGAAAUAGAAAUUAACGUAACGCCAGAGAUAAAUGAAAGAAAGGGAAAUACUUCGAUUUGUCGGGUAUGUUUGAAAACGGGUGCAGCUAAGUUUAAGUCACUUUUUGAUAAAUUAAAAAAUUUGCCUCUUUUCGAUCAUAUAAUAAUUCUAACAAACAUUGAAAUAAAACUAAGCGAUGGUUUACCAGAUAAAAUUUGUUCAACGUGUUACAAAGAAUUAGAGACGGCUGUUAAUUUCAAAGAAAAAUGUGAAAAUGCGAAUUGUAUUUUUAAAAAAGAUAUACAAAAUAUAUUGAAGGGUGAGGAAAUAUAUCCAGAAAUUCUAGUUAAGAAUGAACCAGAUGAAAUCGGCCAAGAAUCUGAUGACGCGAAGUAUCCAGAAGAUGAUUUGUUUAAAAGUGAAGCAUUGGACAUAUCAGACAAAAAUAAAUCCACAGAUAGUACAGUCCAGUGCCAUGACUGUGGCUCUUUCUUUAAAAGUAAAUGCAAAUUGAGAGUGCACUGGAAAAAAACCCAUAUGCUAAAUUCUUUAAUAUGCUCUGCAUGCAAAAGAACAUUUAAGUCCUAUAAAGCGUACCACAGUCAUAUGAAAAUAAAGAGGUCAAGUUGCACUUCUUUACAGAGUAGCAUGAUUGAUAUUGCCGGUAUUGGUAAAGAUAGGUUAUUCCAUUGCAAAGAGUGUACUUAUAAAACCAAAAGAAUUAAAGAUAUACAAAACCAUAUUGUUAUUCACAACGGAGACAGACCAUAUAAAUGUGACAUUUGUUUAAAAACUUUCACACAACUGAGCACUGUACAGAAUCACAAGGAAAUGGUACACAAGAAAUAUAAAGUUGAGAUCACAUGUCAAAUUUGUGGAAAGCGUGUUAGAGGUAGAUCUCAAGUGUAUCGGCACAUAGUAAGUCAUGAUAAAAUACAGUGUCCAAUCUGCAAAAAAACAAUGAGUAGGUUAAGUCAAAAACAACAUAUGCAACGUCACAGCGGAUCAAAGAGUUAUACUUGCGAAGUAUGUGCUUUAGCGUUCUACACCGCUGCAGAAUUGUGCAACCAUAGACGUAACCAUAAUAAAGAUAAGCCAGCUCUUAAAUGUCCCUUAUGUGAAUAUAGGUCGAAUAGAUCUGACUCAAUGAAGAGACAUAAAAUUAGACAUACAGAUGUAAAUAUACCAUGUACUAUUUGUGGUAUGUUUUUCUUAACAAAGCAAAAGCUUGUUUUACAUGAAAGAAUACAUUAUGAAGAGAAGAAACAUUUUUGUCCGUAUUGUAAUCAUUCAUUUCAUAGUGAACGUUCGGUUAGAAAACAUGUUAAUUUGAAACAUAAACAUCUUGUUAUUUUGAAUAAAAAGCAAACACAAGUUCUAGUCAAAGAUGAAGUUCCCGCACUGGAUCCUAAUAGUCCUAACAUUAUUGAGGUUGAAACAUCACCAAUGGAAGAUUUGUUAUAG
This is a messenger RNA of Papilio machaon (common yellow swallowtail), 1492 nucleotides long. Its product is annotated as zinc finger protein 431. Gene Ontology annotation, molecular function: DNA-binding transcription activator activity, RNA polymerase II-specific; zinc ion binding; RNA polymerase II cis-regulatory region sequence-specific DNA binding. Bases 47 to 1492 code for a protein of 481 amino acids. The record is from RefSeq and is a predicted model, not a curated record. Gene Ontology annotation, cellular component: nucleus. The transcript has a single exon. Lineage: Eukaryota; Metazoa; Arthropoda; Insecta; Lepidoptera; Papilionidae. Gene Ontology annotation, biological process: regulation of transcription by RNA polymerase II.